Medioppia subpectinata is the source of this 909-nucleotide messenger RNA. Lineage: Eukaryota; Metazoa; Arthropoda; Arachnida; Sarcoptiformes; Oppiidae. The record is from the annotation of a GenBank genome assembly.
CAACAGAUGCAGAGCCGGAACUGGAGGCCAAACGUACCGCAAAGACGAUCCGUCGAUCGGAUGACAGGCGGCAUGUAUUCCGACAGUGAGAUCACCACAAAACCGGUGUUUGGGAACCGACAGCUUUACGCGCAUCCACUGAAGGACUCGUCGGCACUCCAACAGCAACAACAACCACAACAACAUCAACACCACCGCCGAGAUAGCGGUCGCCGACGCAGCGCCGGUCAGAGCGCCACCGAUUCCGGGUAUCGGGAAUACCAGUCGGAAACGGAGGGGCAUCGAGAAAGAGAGCGUCGGGACAGUUAUCGAGAGCAUAGAGAACAAAGGGAGCAAAGAGAUCACAGGGAGAGUGGGAGCAGAGAGCACAGGGAGAGCGGGAGCAGAGAGCACAGGGAGAGCGGAAGCAGAGAGCAACAGAGGGGCCGCGACCGGCGAGUGUCGACCAGUAGUGGACAACACGCGGGCGGCGGCGAAGAGAGUGGCGAAGAGUCUGAAACGAGUACUAAUUCAAAGACUAGUGUCCAAAGUGCCUUCUCUACACAUUCUGAUAGACCCCGACCCAGUCGUACACUUAGUGAGUUUACAUCCAAAAUCCAAAGUUACGGACCCGUCCAUCCGGCAGCGCAUCCGUCGCGUACAUCCAUAGCAAUAAGUCAGUUGAAUGAGAGGGAAAGGGCGGCCAAUGAGAGCAAAACCGACGGCAGUCUAUCGGACACAGCCAUCGGCUCCGAGAGCCAAAUGGAACAGUUGAACGUCAUUUGCAAUCCACAGACAAACACUAAGAACUCCGGACUUUCCAAGAAGAGCAACAGCACAUCACAACUCAGUGUUUCCGGCACAAAAAAGAGGUUAGGUUUCCGUCGAAAGCAGGCGACGUCUUUCAGUGUCCACCGGAGCGAAGAGGUA